Molecule: messenger RNA, 3118 nt
Organism: Pseudo-nitzschia multistriata
Lineage: Eukaryota; Bacillariophyta; Bacillariophyceae; Bacillariales; Bacillariaceae
Source: the annotation of a GenBank genome assembly
AAGCAACAAGUUUGAUCGAUUGCACUAAACAGCUCUUCUGGCUCCUCCACCAAAACGUCCACCAACGUUCUACUUUUAUUUUUGUUUGAUCUCGACUCUUCCGGUACGAUCGACUCCUUACAAUUCAUCGUGAUCAUGCAUUCGUUCCAUAGCUCCCGAUGAUGACUAUCUUUCAUAUAGAAUCUGUGAUCAAUCAGAGACCUCCCGCUACCAAUAAAGUCUACAUUUUCGGGAUGCAAAGCCAUUAUCCACUCCUCGUAUUCAUAUCGUUCUGAAUUCGAAUUAGAUUUUUCGAAGAGAAACAGCUUCAAAUGAUCCGUUAUUUCCCGAAUGCAUUCAUCUCGCGAUUCUGUUACCGAGGAGCGAGCAUGUUGAUCUUCUAUAAUGUCCGAGCAUACUUUUGCGUGCGAUAUUUUCGAUUUGUAGGUUGCUUCGUCCCUUUCGGCAUAGUACCAGUCGGGGUACUCUUCGUCCUUCUUUUCCCCUUGCUUCUUUUUCAAUUUAUCUUGAACCGUGAGAACGGAAUGUCCUAUCUUUUGUGGAACCUUGACAAUACGUGUAAUGGUGGCCUUCGCUUUGGUUUUCAUUUGCUUCAUGGUUCUUGCUCUUUUACUUGGUACUUCUAUCGAUAGUUAGGUUUGGUUUGUGCGAGUCGUGCUUGAACUGCAAAAAACGAUAAUGAACAGGAAAAUGAAACGUGAUGGUCGACGACUUUCUUCAAAUCAGACGAAAUUGACAGUAUUUGGAAGUUUGAUAAAAAUUCAUGAAGUGCGCGAACCAGAAGGGGCGCGCCAUAAUAACAAACAAUCCAUCAAUAAGGUUUUACGUACUAUUCGUGAAUCAAUCUAGACGAAUCAGAAUCGAGACAUCGUAUCCGUUUCACACCGUUAUAUUUCGUUAUCGCGCGGGCCAGCAACAGAAAUGUUCACGGAUUUUUUCUUCACGGAAGUCGUCAGAAAAUUUGGAAUUUGAACGAAAUUCUUCUGAUUUUAUUGAAGUCAACAACUAUUCUUCGGUUUGCUACAGAAUCUUUCACAAUUUUACAAAACAGAUAUCAACCGUGACAAGCGAUCAAUCAAGUGAUAUGUUUGCACAGUGAUUACAGUUUUGAAAUUAGAGUGAGGUGCACGAUGAGGAUACACAGUGCGGCUACUUCGUAUAUUGAUGCUCGUCAACUGAAGGAUGAUCCCUUUCGUUGGGGGCCAUCGCCCAUGAAAAAAGGGAGGGAGGGCAAAAGUAAAUCGCGGUCGUUCAGCAAGAUGAUGUCUGCACCUAUACGUAGAGUCGGAAAGCAGUUGUCUAAGCGUUCUAGUAGAACUAUUAUUAACAACAAGAAGGAAAAGUAUGUGUCGGAUAAUCUAAGAAAGCGCGACGAAGAACAAGGAUGGAUCGCCCCAGCCUCUACUUUCGAAACUGAGGAUUCCAUAAGUCCAAGAUCGGUCGGAACUUUCGAAACUGGAGAUAGUACUACCCUCUUGAGUCAGCUCCAACAAGAUGAAGAGGAAGAGGAACGUUGUGAUUCUGGAACAAUGCGUCAUCUCCUACCUAAUCAGUACUUAAAUCUGAAAACACCUAUUCAAAAGCAUUUGGAAGCAGGUGUAAUCUCCGCCUGUAAUAGUGGUAUGGUUCAAGAUGAUAAGGCCCCCAUCGAAACUUUCUCUAACGAAAAUACCCAUGAUAAAUGUAAUUCUCUUCAGAUCCAUGACGUGCAAGUCGCCAUGAUUUGUGGAGACAAUGUGUCAUCGGAAGAUAUUCCAAGUCCAUUGUCAACUGAUACUAAUGCAAUGUUGUCAGAAGACACUACAAGUAAUGAACCUUCAUUUAACGACGAAAUGGCUCUCGAAGAAGUCGUCGUGAUUGGUGGAGACAGUAUGUCAUCGGAAGAUAUUCCAAGUCAAAUGUCAACUGAUACUAAUGCAACGUUGUCGGAAGACAUUACAAGCAUUGAACCAUCAGUAAACGACGAAAAGAAUCUCGAAGAUAUCGAAAAUCCCGUAUCACACACAGUCUCGCAACCAAGUAGAAGUAAUAUUACAUUGGAGGAAGACGAAGAAAUUGACAGCAUGGCUCCUGCUGUUGACUUUUCGCUUUAUCUCGAAGAAGACAACACCGACGAAGAAUUGCUCUCUCUCAGUCAAGUAUCGGCAUCGAAACAGUCAUGUACAGGAAUACUGCCAACAGAGAUUGACAUCGAAAAUGAAAGCGAUCUCUCAACAAGUUCAGACGACUUUGUUUAUCACCAACAGCAGUACCAAGAAGACGACUUGAUUUCAACAAGCUCGCACAAUUCCUAUCUUCGUGCGAUAAGUGACAUCACUGCGUCAGCGAGCAGCAAAACUGAUCGAGUGCCGACCAAAGCCGUUGAUGAUAUCCAGCAAAUCGAGAUUCCCUAUGGGCAUGAAGCAGAAGUCGAAGACUACGAAGAGUACGACGAAGAUUAUCGAGUUUCUUUUUCACCCAGUAGCAAAGUGGACAACGAAGGUUUUCGUGUAUCUUUCCAUCCUAGUAAUGAGUUGAUUCUUCAAGCAAUGGAAGGGGCUUCAUUGAGGGCAAAAGUUGAUAUUGAGCAGGCGACAGCUCGAGCACUGAGCAAAAUAAAUACAGUAACCUCAAAAUCGCGUCAAGAAACUGGUUCCGAAAGGUCACGUCAACGUUUAGAAAGAUCCAAGAACCGUGUGUUGGGUUACUCUUUUCUUCUCCUCUUGUUAUAUGUCAUCAAUGGGAAUUCCCUUAUCCAAUCUCUUUCUUCCUCAAUAGGGAUUGACGACUUUCAAAUACCGGCGAAAGGCCAUUCGGAUCUUACCUUGUGGGUUGAUGAUAAAGUUCUGCACCCUUCAGUUCAAGAUUCAACCUCUGAAAUCUCAAAGAAGUAUGAAAAUGCGCACAACGUUGCUUGCGUUUCGAAAGUUGGGUGCCUAGCGCUUGGAUCUAUAUGAACGGAUCAGGUCAGCCCCGGAAAGAAUAGAAAAAUUGAAAUAAGUGACAUGCAAUGUGGGAUCUUGACCGCAUGAACUACUUCAAACAGUCUACAUAGCAUGACAUCAGACACACAGGGGCGCACUCGAAGGGACUACAAGUCCAUAACAUAAUGUAUAGAAAAUAAUUAUUUUUGAGACUG